AUGGACUAUAAUGACCCCAUAAUAAGUCAUUUCAGAGGUGAAAAUCCGGUCAGUAAAGAACAAUUAUCAGAGCUUGUCGAGCAACAGAAACGUAAAGUUUCGUCGUCUCCUCGCAAAACUGGGAGACACCGAGGCUCUGGACACGAGGAAAAGAGUCUGCGACGCUGCGAAUCCGCUCUUUCCAUUUUCAACGACCUUAUCAAGCUCCAAUUUCUAGUACACAAAUCAUGGGAUCUGCAGGCACUUUCCAAAAGCGUUCUACUGAGAUUUGGCAUUCAAACAGGUUCCAUUCCGACACAGGACCCGAAAAUGGACCAUGCAGAGCAGUUUUAUCGAGAAUUGGCGCUCAAAACCAUCACACGUUGUGGGAAAUUGUCGGAAGCUAUUGAAAAUCUAGCUUCAGAUUCCCAGCGUAUUCGCGAAUAUCUCGACGCUCAGACUUCCACAGAUCCAUCUGCUUGUAUGGAGGACUGUACUUGUCUGCUGCUCGAAAUUUGGUUUCUUUGCGGCAAAAAUAUGCGGUCUCUCAAGCGAAAUAUAGCAGAAUUGUUCAUCAUGGCGAAAUUGCUUCUCAUCGACUGCGAACUUGAGGGCAUGAAGUCUUUGGCUAGCGAAGACGGAUACGGCACUUUACAAGAAACCGUUGUAUCUUACAGGUCGUUCAUCAAGGUUCUAUUACAACAAGUGCAAGACGCAGCUGUCAAUAAUGACCAAGCAUCCUUCGAGGAAUGUCUCCAAGUUUUCCUCGAUGUCGAAUCCAUGUUCAACGCCAUGAACUUCAGCUACUUACUUUACGAAACACAGCAAACGGCGUCGGAAUCUCAAAUGACGCCAAGCUCAAAAUCUAACAUUGUUCAGGAGGCAACUGAACUGCGGGACAUGUCACAAUUCGCCGAUGAUGGCAUAGAAUCUUCGGUUUCAUCCAAUGAUGAAAACGAAUUUGCACACCUUUUCUCUCAACCCGCCAGUACAUUACCGGAUCGUAGAAUGUCCGAAACCUCUAAUUUAUCAGUUUCUCUGAUGAUGGAAAAAACGUCUCUAAAGCGAGAACUGCCAAAACUUCUGCAAGCAUUUGAUGAUGCGAAAAGAUUAGAGCAAGAGCUGGAAAAUGCGCGAGCUGCUAAAAAUGGUCACUCGGGGCUUGCGUCGUCCACUUCGUCUUUAAACACAAACACAGCUUCAAUGUCCUCUUCCAUGUGGUCCCCUUCAUCCAGUUUACUAAUGGGAUCAACCUCGAGAUUGAGCCACGAUCUGAACAAUUCUGUUUUCUCAACAAGUAGUUCGGCAGAAUCAGAAGAUGAAUCUAAAGCGGCUGACUGGUCGCUGCAAAAAAACAAAAACAUGCCUGUAAGCUUAUUUCCUGCAGAUGGGUUUCCCAAUUCGCUGCACAGAGACAACCAAAGCAUCUGGCAUUCGAUACCACAACCCUCAUCGUCUCUCCGACACACUCGUGGUGCUCCGGGUUUCAGUAGUAACGUUCUGAACAACCUUUACGGAUUAAGUGGUAAACACUCGCAAGGUGGUUCGAACUAG
Molecule: messenger RNA, 1533 nt
Organism: Lachancea sp. 'fantastica'
Lineage: Eukaryota; Fungi; Ascomycota; Saccharomycetes; Saccharomycetales; Saccharomycetaceae
Source: the annotation of a GenBank genome assembly